Sorghum bicolor (sorghum) is the source of this 1886-nucleotide messenger RNA. RefSeq names its product probable magnesium transporter NIPA6. The record is from RefSeq and is a predicted model, not a curated record. Gene Ontology annotation, biological process: magnesium ion transport. The transcript is spliced from 9 exons. Gene Ontology annotation, cellular component: membrane. Bases 365 to 1441 code for a protein of 358 amino acids. Gene Ontology annotation, molecular function: magnesium ion transmembrane transporter activity. Lineage: Eukaryota; Viridiplantae; Streptophyta; Magnoliopsida; Poales; Poaceae.
ACUCCCAAGUCCCAAACUCCAAGCCGAACACGGCACUUUAUCGUGGUCGUGGCAGUCUCUGCGCAUCCGAUGUACUCUACUCCAAUCCAAGCAAUGGCAAAGCAAACCCAGCCAGGAACAAGAAAACUCAGAAAUGAGGAAUUCGAAUAAUAGUAGAUCCCAGUAGUAAAUCCUCCGCCCCCUCCCCUGCUGGCUGCUGCACCUGUUCCUCUCCCUCGUUCCGCCGUCCAAUUCCAAACCCCAUCGCGCACAUCGCCGGUCAAAGCAAAACACUGAAACCUCGAUUCCAAAUCGAACCCCGAGUCCGGACUCCGGAGGCUUCGUUUCAAAUGCGCGAGGCGCGUACUGCCGCCGCACGCCACCGAUGACCCUCGACGCGACGGAAGCCGGCGGCGGCGGGGACCUCUUCGCCGCUAACCUCAAGGGCUCGCUCCUCGCCAUCGCCUCCUCGGCGUUCAUCGGCGUUAGCUUCAUCGUCAAGAAGAAGGGCCUCCGACGCGCGGGUGCCGCCGGCGCCCGAGCAGGUGUCGGAGGGUAUGGCUAUCUCUUGGAGCCACUCUGGUGGGUCGGGAUGGUCACCAUGCUUGUUGGAGAGAUUGCAAAUUUCAUUGCUUACAUGUUUGCGCCGGCAGUCCUCGUCACACCGCUGGGCGCACUCAGCAUUAUUGUGAGUGCUGUUCUAGCUCAUUUCACACUGAACGAGAAGUUGCAUCGGGUGGGUGUGCUGGGCUGUGGUCUCUGCAUUGUUGGGUCAACGAUGAUCAUUCUACAUGCCCCCCAGGAGAGGACUCCUAGUUCCGUGGAACAGAUUUGGAACCUGGCAACACAGCCUUCCUUCCUUUGCUAUGCUGCCAUUGCAGUGGGGGUGUCCCUGUUCCUCAUGCUAUACUGUGCUCCACGCUAUGGACAGACAAACAUAAUUGUUUAUGUUGGGAUUUGUUCAGUUGUUGGAUCCCUGACGGUAAUGAGCAUAAAGGCUGUGGGCAUUGCCAUUAAGCUAACAAUCGAAGGAAUAAAUCAGGCCGGCUAUUUCCAGACGUGGGUGUUUGCAGUGGUUUCCACAACAUGUAUAGUUAUUCAAUUAGUUUACCUGAAUAAGGCACUGGAUACUUUCAAUACAGCAGUUGUCUCUCCCAUCUACUAUGCCAUGUUCACGACCCUCACCAUCUUAGCAAGUGCCAUAAUGUUUAAGGAUUGGUCUGGGCAGAGAGCAAGCAACAUUGCCUCUGAGAUUUGUGGAUUUCUUACGGUUCUUGCUGGCACUGUUGUGCUACAUUCUACUAGAGAACCUGAUCAAACUGUAUCAGCAGACCUGUAUGCACCACUCCCGCCAAAAAUAUACUGGCAUAUCCAAGGGAACGGCGAUGUUGGGAAGCAAAGAGAAGAUGACCCCCUUACAUGCGAAUUCAUCACUGUUGUGCGGCAAGACUACUUUGUGUAGGGAUCAUCCUGGAUGCUUGGUGUUACAUGUGUUCUUUCUGAGACCCUCUGCUGCAGUUGUAGACAGAAUCUGGUGUGCACCCAUGAACACCAGGUCGAAGCAAUUCCAAAUUUUUGUAGAAAUUGUGACCAGCACACAGUUUCUGAGCCAGUGUCCACAAUAACACCUAGCAUUCUAGCCUGACAAUGCCUUGUAAGAUAUUGUAGGAAGUGUUUUCUGCCCCCAUCCGAGUGUAAAUUAUGUAGGUUUUCUUUCUAUUGCUGUAUCCUAUCAUGUGUUUUUUGAAGUUAAGCCUUUUUGGGUCCCAGAAGUGUAUUAUAUUUGUGCAGUCCGUUGGUGUGUUAGAGGUCUGUAUUUGUGCUUCUGCAUUGUAUGUAAAACCCGUAGCUCAGCGAGGUUUUGAAAUCAAGCAAAUCAAGCUAGCUGCUUGCCUUGAUCAUGUUUA